ACUGCUGCAGGGUCAGGGUUUGCUUCUUGACACUUUGCUCAUGGCAGAGAGAGGAGAAAUCUCACUGAGCAGAAUGAAGCUGUUGGUUUGUAUCUUCUUGGCCUCUCUUGCUGCUGCUGCUACUGCACAUCUACACUCAGACCCGACGCUGGAUAACCACUGGGAGCUCUGGAAGAAAACCUAUGGCAAACAAUACAGCCACAAGAAAGAGGAAGGGGAACGGCGCGUGACCUGGGAAAAGAACCUCAAGCUCGUUAUGCUACAUAACCUCGAGCACUCACUGGGGCUGCAUUCCUAUGAGCUGGGCAUGAACCACCUGGCAGACAUGACCAGCGAGGAAGUGGCUGCUUUGUUAAUGGGAGUGAAAAUUCCCCACCGACCUGACCGGAAUUCCACCUACAGGCCACGGCCUGGCAGCAAAGUGCCUGACUCCAUGGACUGGAGGGACAAAGGAUGUGUUACGGAUGUGAAAUAUCAGGGGUUCUGUAGCUCCUGCUGGGCUUUCAGUGCUGUCGGUGCCCUAGAAGCCCAGGUGAAACUGAAAACUGGAAACCUGGUGUCUCUCAGCGCACAGAACCUAAUCGACUGUUCCACUAAGUACGGGAACCAGGGCUGCCUGGACGGAUAUAUGACCAACGCCUUCCGGUACAUCAUCGAUAACGGCAUUGAUUCAGAUGAUUCCUAUCUAUACACAGCUCAG
This is a messenger RNA of Chrysemys picta bellii (western painted turtle), 700 nucleotides long. NCBI's taxonomy places the organism in Eukaryota, Metazoa, Chordata, Testudines, Emydidae. The record is from RefSeq and is a predicted model, not a curated record.